Messenger RNA from Vigna umbellata (rice bean), 1797 nucleotides. RefSeq names its product ARM repeat superfamily protein. The record is from RefSeq and is a predicted model, not a curated record. NCBI's taxonomy places the organism in Eukaryota, Viridiplantae, Streptophyta, Magnoliopsida, Fabales, Fabaceae.
AACAAAAAAACAAGAAAUACCUUUCGCUAACUCUUUUUUCAGAUUGAAGGCACACAAUCGAUAUUUUUGAUAAAAAUUUAAAAUUGGAGGGAACAAGCAAAGUCCGAGCAGCACAUGGCGGUUCCGGCAGAUCCAAUAACUGCAGAAGAAGAAGUAGAAGACGGUAGUCCAACGCACCACCCUUCUGCUCCGUCACACGAGUUUUUUGAUUUAUCGACGACAGUUGAUCCGAGUUACAUAAUCUCCUUGAUAAGAAAGCUUCUUCCGUUGGAUUCUGCUUCUCGGAGUACCUUUAGGGAAGGUGCUUCUGAAAACCCUAAUCGAGGAGGAGAAGAAGAAGAAGAGGAUGCGCCCUCUGUGUCUGUUUCAAACGAUGAAAACGUUAAAUCCUCUAGGAGCAAAUCUGAGAAUAUGGAUGUUGAUGUUUCUGCUGAAUUUUUGCGUGGGGAAUGUGAGGGUACUGAUGUCUCGGUAUGGGAGAGUGCCUGGGAGGAAUACGGUUGUGUUUUGUGGGAUUUAGCUGCCAGUAAAACACAUGCGGAACUGAUGGUGGACAAUCUCAUACUUGAAGUUCUUUUGGGUAAUCUGUUAGUCUGCAAAUCCGCGCGUGUAACAGAAAUUAGUAUAGGAAUUAUUGGGAACCUUGCCUGUCAUGAAGUUCCAAUGAAGCAUAUAAUCUCAACAAAAGGACUGAUGGAGAUAAUAAUUGACAAAUUGUUUAUGGAUGAUCCUCAAUGCCUAUAUGAAACAUGCCGAUUAUUGACUGCAGGUCUUCAAAGUCGUGAAUGUAUUACAUGGGGUGAGGCAUUGCAGUCUGAACAUGUACUCUGCCAAAUCUUAUGGAUUGCAGAAAAUACGUUGAACCAUCAACUUUUAGAAAAGGUCAUCGGGCUUAUUUUAGUUAUAUUAGAAAGUCAACAGAAAGUUAUGGAUGCUCUCCUUCCACCUAUGAUGAAGCUUGGUUUGGCAAAUAUCUUAAUCAGUCUCUUGACUUUUGAGAUCAGCAAAUUAACGAGUGAAAGAAUACCUGAAAGGUACUCUAUUCUUGAUUUAAUUCUUCGUGCAAUUGAAGCACUUUCUAUUUUGGAUGAUCAUUCUCAGGAAAUUUGCUCUAGUACAGAGCUGUUUCAACUAAUAUGUGAUCUGGUUAAGUUCCCAGAUAAAGUUGAGGUUGGGAACUGUUGUGUUACUGCUGUAGUUCUCAUUGCAAAUAUGUUGUCUGAUGUUCCGGAUCAUGCUUCGAGGAUAUCACAGGAUUUGAACCUAUUAGGUGGUCUGCUUGACAUAUUCCCUUUUGCUUCGGAUGAUGUGGAAGCAAGAAAUGCGCUCUGGAAUGUAAUUGCUAGGAUAUUGGUUAGAAUUCGAGAACCUGAAAUGAGCCUCUCAAGAGUACAUCACUAUGUUUCGGUUCUUGUCACAAAACUUGAUCUGAUUGAAGAUGAAGUUCUCAACCAACAAGUUGAAUCUGGUGAUGAACAGCAUAACUUGUGUUCUCCUGGCUCUGCAGCAAAUGCUAGGAAUGCAUCUCUUGGGAUGAUCAUCAGUAUUCUGAAUAACUGGACUGCAAAAGAAGAGAAUGCCAAGAAUAAUCGGAAUGCUGAAGUUCCUGUCAGUGAGACAGAUGUAAAAAGAUUGUUGGAUUGCUGUCAUAAAUUCUUCAAUUGCAAUUGAUGUAUCGUGUAAGCUACAGCUGUCUGGACAAAAUUUGAAGGCUCUGCACCUGUCGAUGCUAUUUUGUAAAUUACAUUUAGUUAUUUAUGGUACAAAUUUUAGCGCUGUCCGCUCAUCUUUUUAGAA